AGGCAGGUCAGGGCCAUGCUCUGAGAAAGUGGAACCUGGACUUCUUGGCCUCACACAAGACCCAGAUGUCAGAUCCACUUUCUUUCCCACUUUUUGCUGUCAGGCUCCUCGAGGUGAGCAAGACCACCAUGGCUCUGGAGAAGUCCCUUGUCCUGUUCCCACUGCUAGCCCUGGUGCUGCUGGUGCUGGGAGUCAUCCAGCCUUCCCUGAGCAAGGAGACUGCAGCCAUGAAGUUCCAGCGGCAGCACAUGGACUCAGGCAGCUCACUCAGCAGUGACUCCAGCUACUGUAACAAAAUGAUGAAGGUACGGAAUAUGACGCAGGAAAGUUGCAAACCAGUGAACACCUUUGUGCACGAGUCCCUGCAGGAUGUCCAGGCUGUCUGCUUCCAGGAAAAUGUCACCUGCAAGAACGGGCAGCAAAAUUGCCACCAAAGCCGCUCCAAUAUGCACAUCACAGACUGCCGCCAAACCAGCGGCUCCAAGUACCCCAACUGCUUGUACCAGACCAGCAACAUGAAUAGACACAUCAUCAUAGCCUGUGAGGGAAACCCAUAUGUGCCUGUCCACUUUGAUGCUUCUGUGGAGGAUUCCACCUGAGGCCAGAACAGAGAAAUGGCCUUACCACCCCAUUAUGCCGCAUCUGCCUCUCCUCUCUUCCUUCUUGCCCUGAGAGAAAUAAUUCAAAUUCGGGCUCUGCCCCAACACACACAUGCUUCCCCAUUCUGAAUCUUGCCUCUUGGUGGAUUUUGGGGUGAGGUAUGGCUUGUGAGGUGGGCCCUAUAAAUUUACCUCUUCACAGCUUCUCUCAAUAAAACACAG
Molecule: messenger RNA, 821 nt
Organism: Choloepus didactylus (southern two-toed sloth)
Lineage: Eukaryota; Metazoa; Chordata; Mammalia; Pilosa; Megalonychidae
Gene: RNASE1
Product: ribonuclease A family member 1, pancreatic
Exons: 2
Coding region: 66-599 (177 amino acids)
Molecular function (GO): nucleic acid binding; RNA nuclease activity
Source: RefSeq, a predicted model, not a curated record